AUGACUCUCCUUACAACCAGAUCCGUGGCAUCAAAGUGCCUGAAGUGCCCAACAUUUCUUACUGGGAAAUGUGCAGGAACCAUGGCCACCAAACGGCGCAUGGCAACUGAGGCUGUUGUUUUCAGUAGAAAGGACAAGAAGGAGGGUGACAUAUCGUCUGUUUUCACGUCCUUCUCUGGCCGAAAAGCCGAACCCUUACCCGAGAGAUUCCGAGACCUCAAGGCGAACCUCACUGCCGGAUUUGAAGAGCAAAUCCAGAAAUCCUGGGAUGAUUUGGUUGAGGUUCUCAAAGUUCGAACUGAAGAAGUCGCGAAAAAGCGCGAAUCUAUCAUUCCUCAGAUUCAAUUCUCCGACAUUCAGACUAGCAAUGUCUCCUCAGCCAGCAUUGAUGCUGUUCGACGAACCGGCGUUGCUGUCAUCAGGGGCGUUGUGCCCAAGGACACCACCGAGGCACUUCUCAGCGAUGUGCGCCAGUAUUUUUCCAAGCAUGCAUUCAAGGGCUUUCCGUCAGAUGCCGACCAAAAGGUCGUUUACGAGUCGUACUGGAGUCCAUCCCAGGUCAAGGCGAGGUCGCAUCCAAACAUGCUGGCCACACAAUCGUGGAUGAAUCAGUUUUACCACGCCGAUACGGAUCAGAAAAUUGACCUUGGCACUCCUCUUUCUUAUUGCGACCGAGUCCAGAUUCGUCCUCCUGGUGAUAAACAAUUUGCGCUUUCUCCACACGUUGAUGGUGGAGGCGUGGAACGAUGGGAGGACAAAGCCUACAACCAUGUUUAUCGCAAGAUAUUCCAAGGAAAGUGGCAAGAGUAUGACCCGUGGGAUCUCACUGGCCGGCUCGACGCCAACAUGAACAUGUAUGAUGGACCAGGAGGUUGCUCUGUGUUCCGCACGUUCCAAAGCUGGCUUGGGCUGUCUCGACAUGGACCUAAUGAAGGAACUCUCGUCGUUCAUCCCAUCUUGCAGCCAUCUACGGCUUACUGGAUGCUCCGUCCGUUCUUCAAGCCCACCCAGAAGGGCUCACUGAAUGGGUGGAAGUUCUCCCUCGACGACGACGAUGGAAACGUUUUUCUUCACGGUGCGAAUCCUGGAACCGCGCAGGAGCAUAACCCUGACCAUCAUCCGCAUUUAAUGUUGAGCGAAACUAUGAUACCUUACCCUACCGUCGAGCCUGGCGACACUGUGUUCUGGAGUGCCGACACUAUCCACGGCACGGAGAGCGAGAACACGGGAAACGUCGACGCCUGCGUUUUUUACAUUCCAUCGGUCCCGCUGACAGCUAGCAACGCGCAAUACGUCGCGCAGCAGCGGGAUGCCUUUCUGAAGGGAGUCCCUCCGCCUGACUUCCCUGGUGGCAGCGGAGAGUCUGAGUUUGUGGAUAGAGGAAGCACUAAAGAUAUUUUGAGCGACUCUGGCAGGCUUGCAAUGGGAUUGAGUCCUUUGAACACAUCGGAGGCGACCAAGGGGAAGGAGGGUCUUGUGUCUGAGGUGAACAAGAUCUUGGGUUACUGA
This is a messenger RNA of Fusarium keratoplasticum, 1509 nucleotides long. RefSeq lists its product as uncharacterized. The transcript is spliced from 8 exons. The coding region runs from base 1 to 1509 and encodes 502 amino acids. The record is from RefSeq and is a predicted model, not a curated record. NCBI's taxonomy places the organism in Eukaryota, Fungi, Ascomycota, Sordariomycetes, Hypocreales, Nectriaceae.